AUGAAUGACGAAGCUACAUCUUCUGCAUUGCUAGAACAAUUAGUUUACAUCGAUAACUAUAUAAAUGGACAGAGCAACACUGAUAGUUCUAUAGCGACGCCGAAUAUCGAUGUUGAUGGACAGUUGAGUUUGGAUCUUGCUGCGUUUGCUGACGAUUCAUUUGUGUUUCCAGAUGAAGAAAAACCCAAGAAUUUGUUUUUUGACGACGAAGAGGAUGAGGAAAACGGAGGAGGAAGAGAUGGAGGACUUGAUGGAAAAAGAGAAACGAAGGAUGCAGGAGGCAAGAAGACUGGAGAUGCAAAGAGUUUGAGGAAUAAAGAUAAGAAACAGUUAAAAAGAGAUAUCGAUCAUUUGAGUGGAUGGAAUGUCUCCGACUUUACGGGGGCAAACACUAAUAAUAACGGUAGCAAUAAUAAUGGCAAUAGCAAUAAUCAUAAUACGAUACCGAUGAACAAUGUGGGAAGCAGUAGUAUUCACGGGAAAAGCAAGUUUAAUGGAAAUAGCGAUUUUUUCAUAAAGCAAGAGCCAGAAAUGGAACCAUUUGUACAACAACAACAACUACAACAACAGCAACUGCAUCUGCAACUACAUCUGCAACUGCAUCCCCACCUUCAACAUUUUCACCAUGGUCAACAUCCCCAGCUGCAAACACACCUUCUACCUCAAUUUCAAGGUGUCGAUGAUCAUGUUCAGCCAUCUCUUGCUCUUCCACCAGAUAACAUCAACAAUAACAAUAUCGAACAUGGCUAUUCACAAGGAGCUGAAGAAGAUGGACAUAAUAUUUUAAAUUUGAGAGAGUUGCCAAAAUUCCCAGUGCCACCUGGUGCUAAGUCUUCGCUAGUUAGUGCUGGGCUAUCACAGAAUCAAAUCGAUUUACUAAGUGCUUUGGUGGCUCAACAUCAAGCGAGUAUGGGAAAGCGUAUCCCACCUCGCGAGCAACAACUUCAGCAACUUCAGCACCAACUUCAACAUCAGCAACAACAACAACAACAACAACACGGACCACAAGUGGCAAAUAUUGAUCCUACUUUACAAGGAGAAUUUGUGGCAGAUACAGCAGCAACGAGUGCAACUGCUGCUAUUGCAAAUGGCUCAUUUUCUCAGCAACAACACCAACAGCAACAACAACAGCAGCAACAGCAGCAGCAACAACACCAACUCCUAUCAAACUCUUACAUUGCCCCCAUAACACCAAACGUGUCUGUUCUGCCGGCAGAAAUACCAGCCAACUCAAACAAUCAAGUCAAUUCCAUUUUGCAAUUAUCGCAGCCCAAUGUCUCGCAGUUUCUUCAAUCACAGAGUAAUUUGCAACAAAGUACAAAUCCACGUCCACACAAUCAUCGCCAAAAUAGUCUUGCGCUGAUUCCAGAUACCAUUGUUGCCAAUUCAAACAUGGGUCAUUUAUCCAACACGGCACUGGCUUCUCGUCUAUCUAUUGCUUCGACUAGUUCAAACUUAUCUAGUCCCGAUGCUGCUGAAUUGGAUAAAAAGAGGCGAAACACAGCGGCUUCGGCGCGAUUCCGGAUCAAGAAGAAAAUCAAGGAGCAACAAAUGGAGAACAAGAUUAGUUCGUUGCAAGGGUUGAUUGACCAAUUGGAGACAAAAUUGAAUAAUUUGGAGAUGGAGAAUAAGUUGUUGCGUAAUUUGAUUAUUGAAAAGGGAAGUCAAAAGGGUGAUGAUGAAGUGAAGUUGGUUAAGGAAAAGGCAAAACUGAAUCAGUAA
This is a messenger RNA of Lodderomyces elongisporus, 1722 nucleotides long. RefSeq names its product Met4p (gene MET4). Gene Ontology annotation, biological process: regulation of transcription by RNA polymerase II. Lineage: Eukaryota; Fungi; Ascomycota; Pichiomycetes; Serinales; Debaryomycetaceae. The coding region runs from base 1 to 1722 and encodes 573 amino acids. The record is from RefSeq and is a predicted model, not a curated record. Gene Ontology annotation, cellular component: Cbf1-Met4-Met28 complex; nucleus. The transcript has a single exon. Gene Ontology annotation, molecular function: RNA polymerase II transcription regulatory region sequence-specific DNA binding; DNA-binding transcription activator activity, RNA polymerase II-specific.